This is a messenger RNA of Menidia menidia (Atlantic silverside), 2372 nucleotides long. The record is from the annotation of a GenBank genome assembly. NCBI's taxonomy places the organism in Eukaryota, Metazoa, Chordata, Actinopteri, Atheriniformes, Atherinopsidae.
AAGAAACAACUCUGGGACAACUCAUGAUAGGAUUAAAACUUUUGGCCCAGGUAGAGACUCGUCUCCCACAUGGGUGCUAAAGCUUUCCUGUAUCUCUUCCUCCUCCGUCACCUGCUGUCACGUCUUUCAUAAGCUCUUUGCUGUGGUAAACCCCAGCUCUUCACAGGCGGGAUGGCAGUGUGUGUUAAGGCUGUGAUUUGUGGUGGAGUGGAGACCAAAAUGCACAAGCUGCUGCUGGCUGGCUGUGUGAACUCUCCCCGGAUAGCGUUUGCUGGCAGGUUUCAUCCAAAGCGCCACUUCAGUUUUCUCUAUCCCUUUCCCUCGAGACUUGACGGCACUGAAACCCUCUUCUUUUGUGGCGCACCAGCUGUGCCACUCGGACCUGGUAAAGUAGGGUCGUUCAGCAGGAGCUACAGCGAUGAGAGCUCAAAGCCAGGCCUCAGCCAAAGCCCACACUCAGGCAGGUGUCCUCACAGAGGGCUCACAAAGGCCAACCUGCUGCCAGGGGGGCCAGCCUGGCCUGUGUCCUUUGUCCGCAGAAGAGUGACAGACGCGCCUGUUUCCAGUGUUUCUCCGACGUUUGUAGUGAUGAAGUUUGAUCAAGAAGGAAAUGUGACGUCAUUUGAGAAGAAGAAGACAGAACUGUGUCAGGAGCUCGGUCUCCAGGCCAGAGACCUCCGCUUCCAGCACAGCACCAGCCUCGCCACCAGAAACAACUGCAUCAUCAUACGCAUGGCGUCUUUGAAAGCCAUCCUGACCCCUGAGUCCCUUUUGGUGUUGGAUUUCCGUGGUCUGGGACUGGAACGCUGGUUGGUGCUGGAGCUGGCGCCUCAGCUAGCAUCACAGACGCACUCACUGCCCUUUGAGUUCAGAGCUCUGGAGGCCGUCCUGCAGCACAAGGUAAACACUUUACAAAGCCGGUUGAAUGAUGUUGAGCCAGUAAUAUUGGACAUCCUGGAGUCCCUCGUGGAUCCUAAAAUCCUUUCUGCUGAUAGAAGUAAACUACAUGUUCUGCUGCAGAACAGCAAAAGUUUAUCAGAGCUGGAAACGGACAUCAAAGUGUUUAAGGACUCCUUGCUGAAAAUCCUGGAUGAGGAUGAGAUCAUUGAAGAAUUCUGUCUCACAAAGUGGACAGACCCGAGAGUUUUUGAGGAAAGCAGUUUGGGCAUUGACCAUGCUGAGGAGAUGGAGCUUUUACUAGAGAAUUACUACAUGCAGGCUGAGGAAUUAGGGAACAAGACCAGAGAACUGAAAGGACUGAUAGACGACUCAGAGAGUGUCAUCUUUAUCAAUCUGGACAGCCAUCGUAAUGUGAUGAUGCGUCUAAAUCUGCAGCUUACCAUGGGUUCCUUCUCCCUUACACUGUUCGGUCUGAUAGGAGUGGCCUUCGGAAUGAAUUUGACGACAGCAUUUGAAGAUGACCCUCGCGCAUUCUGGCUGGUAACAGGCUUCAUGUUUUUGGGCAGUGGACUGAUAUGGAGAAGACUGUUGUCAUUUUUGGGACGACAUCUUGAGCCUUCAGUUCCCCCACUGAUUCCUCCGGUUUGGAAGAGAAACGUUAAACCAUCAGACAUCAAACCUGGAGUCAGAUGAAUACUGACCUCAACUCGAUAAGAUGCCACAGCUUUAGAGGUGAUGAUAUCAUCACCUCAGCCCUAUUGAACUUGUUUAAGAAUCCCAGAAAAGCUCUUUGUGUCACAUGGCAAAGUUUAAAACUGCAUUCACAGUUCUGGAGACUUCUGUAUUAAGUUUCUGCCCGUCCCCCCAUCUCCCUGUUUUUGCAAACGUUUUGGGUUAUGUAGAUCUUUGUUGGGAUAUUUUAAUAUUUCCAUCCAUGAGGGCAAACGAGUGUUACAAAGUGUUGCAAAGUCAUGGCUGGUUUCAGAACUGUGUGGAUGAGUAGCAGUGCCUCAGCUAUGACAAAUGAUCAUUUUAUUCUGCAGUUGGAGUGUAAAAAAUCAAAAAAGUGUAACUGUUUCAAGUGUAUACAUUUUUUGUUUAAAUUAUAAUGAAAAAUGUAAUGUUCUUCUUAUGUGAAAUAUGUCCUAGAUAUUCAGUACAUAUGUAAGAAAAAUCUUUUUAAAAACAGAUUUAAUACAUACUGCUCCUGAAAUAAUUUAUCAGAUGGUUGUCUGGUAUGUGCUGUUGUCUUCUUGCCAGUAAUAGCAGCAAAGCUAUGGAAACAGUUCAAGUAUAUUUCCAUUAAAUACUCUCCGUACAUGAGAACAUUUUAAAAUGUUAAAUAGCUUCAGUAAAAAGAAUGAUCAUCUACUGAUAAAGGGGUCUUGGGUUAGCUAACGUUUUUUUAACAUUAUUAUGUAUUAAAUAUUUUGUUAAGCUCUGUACCCCCCAUUAAGAUAGUGAAAAAUAAA